CAAACACUGGUGAUUGUGGAAAAUAUUAAAUAAUUGGUAGAGGUCUGAAAUUGUUUUGCAUUGCUGAUUCAUUCACAAAGACUUUGAAGCAGCCCCUGCUCAUUUCUUUCAAUUUGUGAUUGAUGAAUAUAUUCCCCGUUAUCACUUAGCCUUAUAGGUGCUUAAUGUCUGUCCUCCAGUCGACCUUGUGUUUUACCUUUUUGCUUGCAAUGGAUGGAGUUCUCGACGUCACCUUCGUGGGAUUAACUGUGCGCUCAUCGUCACGCAAGGAAGAGCGGUUCUCUUUACUGGCAAGGCAAACGCAAGGUAAGACCGCAUGGUCAUUGCAGUAUUAACGGGUUUGUCCGGGGAAGCGAUGCUUCUUUCAGUUUCGGAUUCCAAGCCCCCAACAAAAGACCUGUUGAUGCGUGUCGAUUAAAAAAAAUACAUCCCAUAUAAACAUCUGGACGCUUGCGUCCUAGAAAUCGCCUAUGAACAAUGAGUAACUUGCAACCAAUAGACAGCCUGAUUAAAGUAGAAGGAGGCUCGCCGCUGACAGCAGGGACGGUAUCAAAGGGAGCUGGGACGCGGAAAGCGCUCCAUUCUCGAGGCUGCACGCAAGCUGAGAGUGUCUUCAAUCUGAACAACCAUGAACACUGCCCGCUGUGUCAUCUUCAUGGGAGUCGUCAUUCUGGUAACUCAGCAAGGAUUGCCAGUUGAUAGCUAUGGGGACUCCCAUCUGGAUGGAGUUCUGGCGAAUAUCACAGUGCGCCAAGGGGAGACUGUCUUCCUCAGGUGCCCACAGGAUGAUGAAAAAACUCUCUCAGCCUGGCUGAACCGCACAAAUCUUCUCUACACGGGAGAGACAAAGUGGACGACUGACCGGAGAGUUAGCCUGGAGCUCCUGAGCAGGAGUGAGUUUGUCAUCAGGAUCGAUGAUGUGGGCAUUCAAGAGGAUGGGCAGUACGUCUGUGUGUCACAGACCCCCCGUGGGAUGCGGAAGACAGUGGUUUACGUUAUUGUCCAAGUCCCUCCCAAGAUCACAUUUUUAACGGAGGACAUGGCACUAAUGGAGGGCUCCGACGUCAGUCUGAUGUGUUCCGCCAGCGGAAACCCCGAACCCACCAUAAGCUGGAAACGAGUGUCACCCACAGCGUAUUCCCUUGUUUCCGAGGAUGGAUACUUGGAAAUCAAGGAUAUUUCCAGGCACAGAGCGGGAACAUAUGAGUGCUCAGCAAUCAAUGACGUAUCUACAGAUGCAAAAACUAUUGAGUUAAAAGUCAACUAUCCUCCUACCUUGAUGGAGGUGAAGGAUGUUGGUGUUCCCGUUGGCCAGCAGGCUGUCCUUGGUUGUGAAGCGGAGGCUGAACCUGCAGCAAAUUUUGAGUGGUACAAAGAUAAUGAAAGGGUGAUGAGUGGCUCUUACAACUCUGAGGUAGAAAGCCAGGGCAAACUUUCAAAGCUGAUCUUCUUCAACGUGUCAGAGGCUAAUUACGGAAACUAUUCAUGUGUUGCCAAAAACAACCUUGGUAUUGCAAAUGCAAGCAUGGUUCUCUAUGCUACCAAACGCUCUGUUUUACAAGAAUCUUCAUGGCUCAUGUCAGUGCAGGAGAGGAGCGGAGGCACCAUGAUGGAAUAUUCCCUCACCAGUCUACUCGUCAUCGUCCUCGCUCAGGUCUUGCUGAAGUUUUGAUGUCGUCCUUGACCAGAAGGAUGCCAGCUUUGGUGUGAUGUGUUAUUCUUAUAGACUGUAGAAUGAUGCCUUCAAGCACAAAAGUAAUAUUUAUUAGCAAUGAUUUUUGUUUUUGCAAUCUAAUAUCAAAUUAUGAUCAGCUAAUAUGUUUCUUUUGGACUGAUUGUGUCAUUACUGAGUAUACCUUCAUGGAAUUAUAUCAAUGCCGAAUAAUAGCUUUCAAGGUAAAUACAAUAUGAAAUUGUUUUGUCACCUCUCAUCAACGUUGAACAUUUUGAUGGUGAGCAUUUGUCAGUAAUAUUUAGUGUUUACUGAGAAAUAUUUGAUUUAAACCUUCAGUUCUUCUUGCUUUUUUGGUACUAAAUCUAGUGUUUUGUUUAUUUUUGUUUGCUUACAUGGCAUAUGUAAGAGAUCGUGUUAUGCACAUCUUACUUAAGUUUUUUAAUUGCUAAGUAAUGAUCAUUCAGUUUCACAGAGUAUCUGAGCAAGGCAUCUGAUUAUUAUUUCGUGAUCGGAAAGCACUCCUUGGAUGAUGCUAAUAUAUAAUAUAAAGAAAUUGGUGAUGGAAGAAAUACUUUUGGACAAAGUAAUUUGUUAGUAUUUUUUUUCAUGUGAAAUACUAUUAAUGAUUCAUACUUUGUCACCGUAGUCUUCAGUCUAUGUUGUUGUCUGAUGCUGCUAAAAUAGGCUUUCAGCUGCAAGUACCACCUUCAAAAGCUGUGGCCUAUUCACCAAACCCAUGGUUACAAUGAUGAACUGUACUGCACAGAUUUUGGUUUCAUGCAAACCUAUAUGCACUGAAUUUAUGCACUAAAUUGUGGCAAUAUGCAAAAAAAAGAAAUGGAUUUAUUAACACUGAAGUAAUUUAUUUAAAUAUUCUGAAUAUGUUAAAAUCCCCAGUUAAAAAUUUUGAUGUGUUUUCCAGUACCAGCCUUAGCCGAUGUGGCACCCCAGGCGAUCAUCAAUGCUGCCCCCCCCUACCGAGGCAAACUGAAAUUGGGGGCAAGUCGGCGCCCUAGGCGGCCGCCUAUGUUGCCUGUAGGAUUGACCGGCCCUGGUGUGCUCUAAGUAAAAUAUUACUUGUUGGUGUAUAUGGUAAACUUUGCAUGUCACAUUUUGGUGCAUAUGUUUGUUUGUUGAAGAAGGGAAUGUUUUGUUUGUCCAGAAGCAUUGUAUAGAUAAAUCCCAACACAAAGGCUCCCAAAAUGAAAACAAAUAUGCAACCAAACAAGCAUCAAUGAAUAAAUCAAUAAUGAAUGUGCAUAAUACAUCGCAGGUGGUAUACUAAAUACACUGUUGAGAUGUCCUUCUAGUAAUAUUCUGUGAUGGGUUAACGUAUUUGUUUCAUUCCAAAUAAAAAACACACA
Paramormyrops kingsleyae is the source of this 3039-nucleotide messenger RNA. RefSeq names its product protein CEPU-1-like. Gene Ontology annotation, cellular component: neuron projection. The record is from RefSeq and is a predicted model, not a curated record. NCBI's taxonomy places the organism in Eukaryota, Metazoa, Chordata, Actinopteri, Osteoglossiformes, Mormyridae.